UUGGCGAAACCUAAGAGGGAUAAAGGGUAAUUCGGCAAUUGCUCGAUUUUAUCUGCAUAGCUCUGGAUUGAUGGGCUUACCUUCAUUCAAUGACUUUGAAUCUUGUGUUUCUCUCGAUCUAUCUAACAAUGAGAUUAAUUUUGAUCGUCGAACCAUCCAAAGAAUUGUCCGGUAUCUUCCAUCUCUUCGCUUUUUGGACAUUUCUGGGAAUCCAAGUCAUCAUUAUCCAGACUUUCGUUGGACAGACAGAUGGUCUAAAGUUGCAAUGGUUAAAACUCGUUGCUCUGAUGAAACUAGUCCAGUAAAAAUGGCAAUGUCAAACAAAUUUUUGAAUGAUUUAAGUGCCUUAGCUGUGGUUGAAUUUUAUUCAUCAACAAAAGACAGUCAAAUAGAUUCUAGAAAAGGUGUUCUAAUUGGAUUAAUAACUGGCGAUCCAAAUGCUGGCCAACUUGCUUCCAACUUGAAACGAAUCUUUGAAGCUGAAUUAAUGUGUUCUGAAACUUGGGGAUCUUAUAUGAAAAACACUAUUCUAUCAUGUUACAAGUUUCUAGACGAAGAGCGAAUUCUAAGGUUUGAGAAGAUGAAGAGCAAUUUAAAAGAAACUGAUGAAAUUGAAAGCAAGGAAAAAUCUAAUGACCAGGAGAAUGCUGAAAAGGAAAACAUUGAGCAAAGCAAUAAAUAUAGUCGCCGAGAAUUGGCUAAUGUCAACAUUAUAUUGUGUCAUCUGGUUGCUGAGUCUGGCAAUAAAGUUAAAUUACGAUUGUCUCACUGUGGGUCUGAUGUUAAAAUACGUCUGGUUAAAGUUUCACCAGCAGCCAACAAUGAUACCAAGAAUCAACAAGAGACAACAACUAGCUCAUCGGAAAAUCAUUCAAGUAAUUCAUCUUUAAAUCUGAUCCCAGGGCAAGAAGCCAAUUAUUCAGGUUCAUCUCAACGGGAAGUUGAUUUGUUUGAAGCCCAUUCAUUUACCAUAACUGAUCCCAUUUGCCAGGAAGUUACACUAACCAAUGAUCAGGAAAUAUUGUUUCUUGGGAUUAAUUUUAUGCUCAAUGAAGAUCGCCAAUUAAGUAAAAUAUUACAAGGCACAGGAUUCUCUCUCCAUGAUAAACUGAAAAGAUACACAGAAUUGGAGUCAAGUGCAAGGAACACUGAUGAUGUUAUUUCCUUAGCUGUUCAAUUAUCUUCUCACCAGACAAGUGAAUCAUCUAUGGAGUUUACCGAGAAAUACAAAAGCUGGGAAUGUAUUGUCACGCAAAAUCAAAAUUUCAAAUUCAAUAGGAGAUUAAUUGCUAUGCCGUUGACCAAAAAUUUGAGUGACAUUAAAAAUUAUUCAGACAAUAAGGAUUUGACUUGCAGUUCAUGAGAAAAGCAAUCGAUUCAUCAGUCAACUUGUCAACUUAAAUUGAGUUACGAUCAAACCUAAUGAAAACAAAUUCCAGGAAUAAUCAAUCACAAUCAAAUUGUAUCAACAUGGACAGCAACAUUACCAAAAUAAUAGUGUUUUACGGGAAAUUGAACGACAAAAUUUUCACUUUGUAGGUCAUAUUUGAUCAAUUAUCAGUCAGUCAAAGAUUGUUACCAUAAUUUAGUUUAAUCAACCUAAUGUAUCAACAGUUAUUGACCUUAACUAUUAUAAUUUGUUGUAAAAUGGAAACCAUAACGAUUCUGAACAAAAAGAUCAUUCAUGAACUUGUUGGAAUACUUUUUUCUCUAUUGAUUACAAUCAAUUCAUUUACUGUUUGAUAAUGAAAAAUGCAUAAACUAGUUGCCCUUGUUCAACAAUUUAUCCCAAACAUGCAAAAACAAAUGUAUUUAGGUUUAUGGUGACAAAAAUGCCUUUUGUGCACAGGUUUCAUUGACCGUCCAAAUCAAUUUAGUACAAUGAAUCAAGUUAAAUGAUGACAAGUAUUUUAUUGCCAAGCAAAACAAAGAACAGAUUAACCUAAACAUUUUGGUGAAGCAAAAAGUAAUUUACAUUUUGCUUCAAUUGAAUUAUAUUAGCUUUUAAAUUCAUUGCCUUUGCAUAUUUACUAAAUAAUGGACAAACAUACAAACCAUUGUAUUAAUUGACUAAACAAGAAUCAAUUGCUGUCCUUGGUUAAUGAUGAAUCGUUAAUUGUUUCUCCUCAUUAGCAUUGUCAUCGUAGCAAUCAGUAAACAAUUUGAUAGAUACACCAUCGUUUUCAGGACUAUUGCCAUUGUUAUUCAAAUGUUUUGCCUCGCUGGAAACUCACUGAAAACACUUAUAAAUACAUAUGGUUAACCAAUUUCGGUGAUCAUAUAAACAAAAUUAUUUGUGCGAGUUGAACCUUAAUUUUUUUGUCAUCAGUGAAUUUAAAAUGUACAAUUGGAUCAAUCAAUCAUCUAAAUUAUUUUGUUACUCUAUCCUUAUACUCUCGGUUGUCUUUAUAAUUGAAAGUGAAGCUCAAAACUGGUGGAGAGUCUAUCGACGCAACAGGUCUUGGGCUUAUCCUCGUUAUCCUUACUAUUCAUAUCGAUCUCCGUACAGUAAUUAUGCCUACGAUGAUUUAUUUGACCCAUUCACGUUUUGGUAACCUUUAAUCAUUCCUUAAUCAUUGUCAAUAUUGUUAAAUAUAACCUUAAGCUAGCUAAAUUUACUCACAACGUUUACCCAUUCAAUAUUUUUACACUGACAUUUUCCCUAAUUUAAAGGUUUAAAACAAUUUUAUAUCAUGAUCAUGAUUCCCCUCCCAAUUAAUUGUAAACUCCUUUUAUAGUCGAAUUUUUGAUAAAAUUUAUUAUAUGACAAAUAAAUAUGUAUCAAUCAAAAUAGGAUUGAUGAUUUAUAAUAAAGCAUAGUUUACAAAGAUAUGUACACUUUAAUUUGUUUUUAUUUACAAUAAUUUCUCGGUUAAUAUU
This is a messenger RNA of Tetranychus urticae (two-spotted spider mite), 2880 nucleotides long. RefSeq lists its product as uncharacterized. NCBI's taxonomy places the organism in Eukaryota, Metazoa, Arthropoda, Arachnida, Trombidiformes, Tetranychidae. The record is from RefSeq and is a predicted model, not a curated record.